GUGCCCCCAUGUUUCCUAAGAAAUACAAAUAAAAUAAAUUGAAGUGUAAAUAACAUUAUAAUUGAAUAAAAUACAACGAUAUUAAGACAUUGUAAAAAUGUUUAGUUAAAGCUCUAGUGGAUACAAUUAUAAUUAUGUUUGCAGACAAACAUUUUGGGGGCAAUAUUUAUAUUAUUCAUGCUUGGAUUUCAUUUAGAGGCAUGACUUAUAUCAAACCAAGUUACAUGAGAUACACUCGCUUCAAAGAAGGAAUUAAUGUAAAUGUUUAGUUAUAUUUCACAACUGUCAUUAAAUAACGGGCUUUUGUUAAUAUAAAAUACAUAAAUAAACCUCGUACUCCCGAGUGGCCGCUCGAUUUAUCUGUGAUCUCUGAAUCAUCUACUAAGCCUUUCAAGGAAGGUUAAUCGACCGCGGAGCUGCAGGAUCGACCAUCGGUACGCAGGGGUCUGUUUUUCAGCCAAAAUGGUUUUCAACCGGUUUUUACUUAGAGCUGCUCUAGACAGCAGAGUUGGAUGCAGGUCCAUGUUCACGAGCAGCAAGCCGGACACUGUCAACCCCAACUGGCUGCGAGUUGGACUUGCCAUUGGAAGUUCGGUUUUCCUUUGGGGCCUGCUCUUCAGGCAGCACAUCACAGACGUGCAUGAAUACAAAGUUAGAAAUGGACUGGAAUAACCCAACAUGCUGGGGCUCGUCGCAUCCUCUUGGAUUCACCUGUUUCUCCACUUGUUUAUUUUUCCACUGCUCCUGAUUACUGUUCCCUGUAAAAUAAAGAUAUAUUACGUCAAAUGAGA
Platichthys flesus (European flounder) is the source of this 791-nucleotide messenger RNA. It is a transcript of the gene ndufc1, whose product is annotated as NADH:ubiquinone oxidoreductase subunit C1. The transcript is spliced from 4 exons. The coding region runs from base 463 to 672 and encodes 69 amino acids. The record is from RefSeq and is a predicted model, not a curated record. Gene Ontology annotation, cellular component: mitochondrion. Lineage: Eukaryota; Metazoa; Chordata; Actinopteri; Pleuronectiformes; Pleuronectidae.